AAUCCGCUUGUUGAUGAUUUGAGAAAGUUAGUCCGUCGUUUCGCCGGUUUCCUGCAUAUACUGAGCAAGGUGCUAAGGCCUAAAUAUGAGUUGGAAUUCUAGUCCGGGUAUGUCUCCCAAUCGACCACAGAGAAGCAGGAAAAGAAAUAAGCUAAUAUAUUAUGGUGAUGAUGACGUCUCGAGCGAAGAGGAAGUCAGAAUGCAGAAGCGGAGAGCGUUGAAAUUGCUUGAAAGUCCACUUGCCGCGGAACAAUCUCCAUCAAGUUCGGUUGAAAAUGUAGCAGUUGCGUCUUUACCUGUGCCUACGUUUGCACCAUCUACUCCUGAAACGCCCAGUGGUGCUAGUACCAGCUCUAAUAUUGCGCAGAGCAGUGUUGCAGACAGGACAAUUGCAAAGAAAAUAGGUUUUCGUCUAAAAAAUCUCCUCAAACUUCCGAAGGCUCACAAAAUGUGUAUUUAUGAAUGGUUUUACUCACAUAUUGAUAAAUGUUUAUUUGAAGGUGACAAUGAUUUCUUACUUUGUUUGAAAGAAUCUUUCCCUACUCUGUCAACAAAGGGUCUCACAAGGGCUCAUUGGGCAAAAAUUAGACGAAUAAUGGGUAAACCACGCCGGUGUUCUGAAGCAUUUUUCAUGGAAGAACGAAACUCAUUAAAAAGUAAAAGAUUCAGAAUUCGUCAACUUCAGCAGAGAAAGGUCAGUGCAGAUGAUGGGUUUACAUUCAACGAUCUACCAAAAGAAAUUCCAAUGUCACUGAUCCUCGGAACGAAAGUAACAGCAAGACUUCGCGGAUCCCAUGAUGGACUAUAUACUGGACGAAUUGAUGCUGUUGACGUUUUAAAUUCAUCUUACAGAGUAACCUUUGACAGAAGAAAUCUUGGCACCAAAGAAGUUUCUGAUAUUGAAGUUGCCAGUGAUGACCCUCAAGAGACAAUGCAACUCACGUCUCUUAUCGAUAGAAAAAGGCCAUUUUAUAAUAUGUUUUCCCCUAUGCAGCCAGAUUUUAAUGACAGUCUUCAAAGUCCCACAAAUGAACAUGAUCCUGUUUUGGGUCAGUCUCCGUUGCGUAGUAAAUUUCCAGGCGGAACUGGUGGUACAUUGGGGGGUUUCCCAGUUAAAUUCCUCGUUCAGGUGGCCCGCCUUUCAAAAAUUUUAGCCAUCAAAAAAGAAAACUUACAAUUACUCGAGCAAAUGAAUUCACAAGCGGAAAAAAGUCACUCGUAUGGAGAGACUCUGCCUAUAGAGUUUCAAAGAAAAUAUGCAACCGUUGUUUUAGAACUUGAAAGACUGAACGCAGAGUUAAAUUCUCUGUUACUCGGAAUACAAAAAUUUUGUUUAGAGCUCUCUCCUGAGAACACAAUUUUAUGUGACCAAGGAUCGCACGUUAGACAAACAGCUAUGGAAAACGCAGAGCAAAUGGUAGAGAGUAAAAACUUAACUACAAAUGGGAAAAAAGCAGUCAAAAAUUGUGGCCUCACAACUCUUGUGAAACAACUCACUGCCAUCAUGAUGCAGAUUCGCUAUCUCAAAGAAAAUAACGGAAAUCCUUUCGAAUUUAAAGCAAUUACAGAUUCCAUGGAUAACAUAAAAGAAAAAAUUAUGCCUGAAAAUAUGGAGUCUUUCCAAAAUAAUGUUGAAAUUCAUAUAGCUCAUAUACAAAGUGGAAUGAACAGAAUUCGAAAAUAACAAAUUGAACGACACUUAUUUGACAUUAUUCAGCGAUUAUAUAUUGUGAUUAUUAUAUAUUUAUUUGGUCUUAUAAUCAGACGAUCAUGAUACAUGGUUCGAGUUAUUGUAGGCAUUACAUUCCUGGAAAUUUUAAUCCAUGACCUAUAUGAAUUACGACUGUUAGACAUUUGUCCCUUAUUGAAAUACUAAUGUGUGAAUUGCAUUCUAGUUAUAUACCUCUCUCAUUUACUCUGAAAUGAAGUUGUUUUCACUGCAUUUUCUUUGCAGUAUUGUUUUGUGAACUCUUAAUUAGUUUUAUAGUUGAUGUGUUUGCGACAUAGCCAACUAAGACUAUACUUUAGCAUGACAAACUUAUUUUUUGCGAAUAAUUUUAUCGUCUAUUAAAUUCAAUAUUACUAUUUUUACUACGAAAUGAUGAUAAAAUUCAGACAUCGAAAUUUUUUUGAAGAAAAGACUUUAAUAAUUAGUUUCCACAGAGUAACUACAUCAUUUUUAAUUGCAUUUCAACUUUGAAAUAAUUUUGUUAUGUGUUGUUUAUACAACAGACUCGAUCACUUUAUUUCUGCUAUGUGGAAUAGUUUGCUCUAUAACUGUUUUUUACUUCAUUUACUAUAAUUCAUUGACUGAACAAGUAAGGCAGUGGUCGAGUUCAAUUUUGAAAAAAAAAAUUAUCUCAAUUUAUUUCAUUCAUUAUUCUUUCUUGGUGAAACUAUUGGUGACUGGCAAAAUCUUAUCUAUGGAAUAUACAUUGUUGAAUUUGUACUAUUUGGAAUUUUUUCAUGGUGUUUGAACCUAGAUUUCCUGAAUGUUACCCUAUUUUCCCUUAUGGAUCACAUUCAAAUUUUCUUGGCGAAAAAUCUUAGGCAAAUGUCAAACCGUCUUCCUUAUGGAGAGUUCUCUCUUAUUCCAAUUCUUUAAUCAAUAUCUCGAACGGAUUCCUUCACUCGGAAAGAAGUAGUCCCAAAUGGAGUAAAUAUUCUUAUUUUCUUUAUUUGUAUUCGUUUCAACUUCAUCUAUUGUCUCCUAUUUGCUUUCCUAUAUUAUUAUAAAUUUGUCGUAUUUGGAUUACAUCUCUAGA
This is a messenger RNA of Styela clava, 2765 nucleotides long. Its product is annotated as protein lin-9 homolog. Lineage: Eukaryota; Metazoa; Chordata; Ascidiacea; Stolidobranchia; Styelidae. The record is from RefSeq and is a predicted model, not a curated record. Gene Ontology annotation, biological process: regulation of transcription by RNA polymerase II; DNA-templated transcription; regulation of cell cycle. Gene Ontology annotation, molecular function: DNA binding. Gene Ontology annotation, cellular component: transcription repressor complex; nucleoplasm.